This is a messenger RNA of Ananas comosus (pineapple), 1920 nucleotides long. RefSeq lists its product as uncharacterized. The transcript has a single exon. NCBI's taxonomy places the organism in Eukaryota, Viridiplantae, Streptophyta, Magnoliopsida, Poales, Bromeliaceae. The record is from RefSeq and is a predicted model, not a curated record. The coding region runs from base 1 to 1920 and encodes 639 amino acids.
AUGGCACCUAGUAAGCGUUGGAUGGAUCUUGUUGAUGAUCGGCUUAGCGAGGCAUAUGAAAUGGGAGUUCAAAGUUUUUUGAAUUAUGCUUUCAAGAGAACUGGAAAGAAUAAGGAAAUUCGAUGUCCUUGUGUAAAAUGUGGUAAUACAUAUUCUGGAACUCGUGAGCUAGUUGAGUCACACUUGAAGGUUUACGGAAUAGUUCAAAAUUAUACCUUUUGGUAUCAUCAUGGCGAAAGGUCGGGUGAGCCUCAAUCUGAGUCAGAUGGCGAUGAUGGGGAGGAAAUUGAAGAAGAUGAGAGUGACAAUGAGAUGCAUAAAAUUAUAAGAAAUUUAUAUCCUGAAUUUAGUGAUGUGGGUAGAGACUUUGAGAACUCUAACUCCAUGAGAAAUGACGAGAUUGAAGAAGAACCAAAUGAUGAAGCAAAGAAAUUCUAUAGGUUAUUAAAAGACUCCAAUCAACCAUUAUAUGAUGGUUCCAAAAGUUCAAAAUUAUCUUUGCUAGUCAAAUUACUUCACAUUAAGAGCCUUGGUGGGUGGAGUAAUGCAUCAUUUACAAUGUUAUUACAAUUAUUAAAAGAUGAUCUUCUACCAAGUGAAACAAAUUUUCCUAAUUCAUACUACGAGGCAAAGAAGAUUAUUCAAGAUCUUGGUCUCUCUUAUAAGAAAAUUGAUGCAUAUAAAAAUGAUUGUAUGCUAUAUUGGAAGGAGGAUGCAAAUUCUAACUUGUGCAAAGUUUGUUGUGCUUCUAGAUGGAAGCAUGAUAAGCAUAGUGGUGAAACCAAGCAAAAGGUAAGUGGUAAAAGAGUACCUAUGAAGUCAUUAUGCUAUUUUCCACUAAAGCCUAGACUUCAAAGGUUGUUUAUGUCCAAAAAGACAGCCUCCUUAAUGCGAUGGCAUGUUGAUCAAAGGGUUGAUGAUGGAGUGAUGCGACAUCCAGCUGAUUCAAUAUCUUGGAGAUCCUUCAAUGAACUUCAUGAAUCAUUUGCAUUGGAGCCUCGCAAUGUGAGACUUGGUCUUGCUAGUGAUGGUUUCCAACCAUUUGGAGAUUCGAGAAAACCAUAUAGCAUUUGGCCAGUAAUAUUAAUUCCAUACAACUUGCCACCAUGGAUGUGCAUGAAGCAAUCUAAUUUUAUUCUAUCGAUGCUUAUUCCCGGACCCGAGAGUCCUGGAGAUGCAAUUGAUAUAUAUCUCCAACCAUUAAUAAAUGAGUUAAAGGAGUUAUGGGAUGAAGGGGUUGAAACAUUUGAUGUAUCUAUUCGACAAAAUUUUCAAUUGCGUGCAGCUCCACUAUGGACUAUUAAUGAUUUUCCAGCUUAUGGUAACUUAUCCGGAUGGAGUACGAAAGGAAAAAUAGCAUGUCCUUGUUGCAAUAAGAACACAUUUUCUAUUAGGUUAACUAAUGGUGGUAAGCAAUGUUACAUGGGCCACCGACGCUAUUUGCCUAUUAAUCACAAAUGGAGGAAUGAUAAAUUCUCUUUUGAUGGCACUAAAGAAAGGGGUUGUGCACCAAAGCUUCUUACUGGUGAUGAAAUUUUAGGACAGGUGCAAGAUCUUGAGGGGAUUAUCUUAACCAAAUAUGCCAACAAGAGACAAAAAAUAUCACAUAGUGAUCGUGGUGAUAAUUGGAAUAAGAAAAGUAUAUUCUUUGAACUACCAUAUUGGAAGACUCUUUUGUUGCGCCAUAAUUUAGACUUAAUGCACAUUGAGAAGAACAUAACGGAUAGCAUACUUGGUACCAUCAUGAAUAUUAAAGGAAAAAAAAAGGACACUAUUAAAUCUCGUCUUGAUUUGCAAGCAAUGAAUAUAAAGCCUGAAUUACAUCCAAUUAGAAAAGGAGACAAAUUGGCACUUCCACAUGCUUCCUUACAUUAUGUCCAAAGGAAAAGCACACAUUUUGUGUUUUCUUUAAACAAUUGA